AUGCGGAUUCAAUCAUCGGCUUCCAUUUUUCUAUUGAUUUCUUGUGUUUAUUCGCGUUCGGCUCCCGACGAUCCGUUCAAGACCAAAUUCGAGCCCGACAUUGAUAACGACGAGGAUAUCUCGAUCGAGGAUUCGAAUGAGAUGCAGACGACGAUGGCGCCGAAGAAGCCGGUCACCCUAGCGCCGCCGGUUCGCCAAAACCUCCUCUACACCAUCUUCCCGACGCUGCAGAAGGAGAAGGACUGGAGGAAGUACUGUCCGGCGAAUCAGUACACGUUUCAGGUGACGUGUUUGCCGGGCAAGAAGUUGCGCUACGACCUGCAGCUGUUCUGUCAGCAGUUCGCCGACACGUGCGGUGUGCCGAACGUGAAUUUGUUUCCGAGCCGCUUCGCGAAUCCCGCCGACGAGGGCCGACCGAGCGGCUACGGGCAGAAGCAGAAGAACGGCAAUUUCGGCAUCGGUCGGAGUUGGGCGAUGGGUCUCGGCGCGAUACCGGGAUUCGAGGUGCGCACGAGCCAGGGUGCCGAUAUUGGCGACGAGAAGUUGCCAUUCUUCAAUCAGGUAUGCAUCGGCGGAAUGAUGUUCAACACCGGCGCCGAAGUCGGUGUGCUCGGAAAACGCACCGGCAAAGGGCCGGCGCGUUCGAUGAACGCGUUGGCUCGCGGUUAUCCGAGCUUCGGAUUGGGCGGCGGUCCGACGCGCGGCGACACGCAAUUCGGUCAGGAGGUGGCGAAGGCGCUCGGCGUUCCGAGUUUGCCGGGCCUCAACAACGUGUUCAACAAGUUGGCGAAGAACACGAAGAACAAAAAGAUCACCGGCUAUGAGCCCGGCUACGGCGCCGUCAAUCCGCACGGACCGUUCGCCAUCGGCAAGACCGACGUCGACGAUCUCAAUCUUCCCGGCGGCUUCGGAACCGUCGAACUCAUACGCGGUAGUGGAAUGGGAAUUGGAAAGAAGUGA
This is a messenger RNA of Caenorhabditis bovis, 960 nucleotides long. The record is from the annotation of a GenBank genome assembly. NCBI's taxonomy places the organism in Eukaryota, Metazoa, Nematoda, Chromadorea, Rhabditida, Rhabditidae.